AUGGCUUUGCUGGGUACAAUUGAACCAUUCAAUACCGGCGAACCGCUUAAAUGGAAGACGUAUAUGGAGCGAUUCCAGUUUUUCAUAACUGCAAAUGGAAUCACAGAUGAAACCAAGAAGAAAGCUGUUUUUCUGAGUAUAUGUGGACCAUCCACAUACGACAUCAUUCACUCUUUAAUAGCACCACAGGCUGUGUCUGAUGUAGAUUUGGCGGUCAUAACCGAGAAACUGUCAGCACAUUUUCUAUGCUCUACAGUAGUGGGCCGUUUCAUGUUUCAUCGUAGAAAUCAAAAACCGGAAGAGAAUAUGGCAUCAUAUAUUAAAGAGUUAAGACAUCUAGCAGGCGACUGUGGAUUUAAUGAAUCUAUAUUAGAGGAAAUGUUAAGGGACCGGAUCGUAUGCGGAGUUAAGGAUGAAAAUUUACAGCGUCGACUGUUGGCAGAGCAAAAUUUAACUUUUAGUAAAGCCGAAGAAUUGGCCCUUGCACAUGAAACGGCAAUGCAGAGUGUCUCUGCUCUAAGAGAGACGACGGUGCUAGCAACUCACAGUGUAAACAAGUUUCAAAAUAAGCAAUUCAAGCAAAAUGGUAAAACAUGUUUCCGUGGCGAGAACAUGCAUGCUCCAGAAGAUUGUCGAUUCAAGGAUGCUGUUUGUAAUUUUUGCAAGAAAAAAGGGCAUAUUGAAAGAGCAUGCCUAUCCAAGAAAAGAGGCAUAAGAAAAGAACAGAUCCAGAAAAAACAAACUGCUAACCAGAAGGCGAUAAGUGCAGAGGAAGAGAAGCAAGUGCAAAUGGUGGAAGCAGAGUCAACGGAAGCUAUCCACCCAAGCUAUGAUAUAUUUGUCAUAAAGGACGGGACAGAGAUAAAGGAUUUUAUGGUGCCACUUAAAAUUAAUAGCAAAGAAAUAAAGUUGUAG
Anoplophora glabripennis (Asian longhorned beetle) is the source of this 915-nucleotide messenger RNA. RefSeq lists its product as uncharacterized. Bases 1 to 915 code for a protein of 304 amino acids. The record is from RefSeq and is a predicted model, not a curated record. The transcript has a single exon. NCBI's taxonomy places the organism in Eukaryota, Metazoa, Arthropoda, Insecta, Coleoptera, Cerambycidae.